AUUUUAGGUUUAGCUUAUGAAGAUUGAAACGAGAACAGAAGAUAAUGAAAAAAGAAAAACGAUAUUACCAGAAGAUAGCAUGUAAGAUAACUACAGCUAUUGUGAAACUACCCUGAAGUAAACAUCUUCAUUCUACAUCAGCCCUUCUUCCUGCUGUUACCAACAGAAGUGUUAUCAGUGUAAAGAUCUGUUUAGCAGUUACUAUCCUACACCGGAAACAUUACAUUGUACAAGAUCGCACCUAUGUCAGAUGGAGCUGCAAGGGAAGAAGUAGACACUCCUGAGCCUGCAUCCCCUCCCCACACUCAGAAUGAGUCUACUGAGAAGCAGCAUAACGUGGACAGUCUGAGUAGCGACAGUGACUACGAGGAAACCACUGCUACAGAGGGAGAGGAUGGAAUUCACCGCAAAGCUUCUUGGAGGAAACUGUCAACUAACGUGUGUAGGAAAGGGAUCAUGAAGGAAGGGCACCUCCUGAAGCACGCCUCCUCGUUUCAGCGAUCCAAGAGAUACCACUUUAUCCUGAAGGAGGGGAAACUGUUCUACGGGAAGGAUACUUGCAGCUCACUUCAUGUGGAGGUGUCACUGACAGGGGCAAGUGUGGCGGAGUGCAGCAAGAAGAACGUCAACAACAGCUUCACUAUAAUAUCCCCUCUGCGGUCUCACAUGUUCUCAGCUGAAAACAGAAGAGAUAUGGAGGAGUGGAUAGAAGCUAUUUCUAGGAGUAUAGCAGCUUCUAGCAGUGAGAAAAAUUACAAGCUAGAGUUUCCGGUGGUGGCUAAACACAACUGGUACACGAGUAGUUACUCCAGAGGGGCCUUCUGUAACGUGUGUAGGGAACUCCUCUCCCCUCUCAAACGAUCAGUCCUCGCUUGUGAAGUAUGCCAGAUGAUGGCGCACAAGAAAUGUGCCGCCAAAACAGCUGUAUCUUGUAAAUGGACUCACAAGGAGUCCAUGCCAGCAAAUGUAGCCUCCGAUCACAAUGCUAUGAUACACCAGUGGAUGGAAGGGAACCUGACGUCCGGCUCCAAGUGUGGUUACUGUGAUAAACUGUGUGGAGUUAGCAGAACCUGUCCUUCUUGGAGGUGCCUCUGGUGCCAUCAAACGGUUCACGGAGGUUGCAGGAGCGUGAUAACUGGGUACUGUGACAUGGGACCCCAGGGCAACUCUAUUCUUUCUCCACAGCACGUGUCCAUGGCAGACACUCUCACUGUUACAAGGGUCCGCAACACACUAGGCUGCUGUCCGUUACUUGUUUUCAUCAACUCCAAGAGUGGAGACGCGCAGGGAGUGAAGUUCCUAAGAAAGUUUAAAGAGCUGCUGAAUCCAAUACAAGUGUUUGACCUGAUGAACGGAGGACCUAUGCCUGGGUUGAUGCUGUUUCAAGAGUUGGAGCAGUUCAGGGUGAUGGUAUGUGGAGGUGACGGGAGUGUGGGGUGGGUGCUCUCAGCUAUAGACCAGCUAGAACUGCACCAGCAGUGUCAGUUUGGUAUUCUCCCGCUGGGAACUGGUAACGAUCUAGCUAGAGUAUUCGGGUGGGGGAGUGGCUUUGACAACGAGAUACUGUUACCUCAAGUACUGUUUGACUACAAUCACGCUGGAGUAAAGAUGUUGGACAGAUGGAGUAUUCUGAUAAGACCUCGACACGUUGGAGAUAAGAGAAAAGGAGUGGUUGUACCUCACGAGGAGAUCCCAUUGUCGCGCUAUCAAGACAGUAUUGCUAAAAACUUGCUACAGCUGCUUGGCAGUGAUGACUUUAGUUCUGUUCUCCAUUUGUCACGGUCCUUGUGUAGAACAAUUAAAGAUUUUGUGAUAAAGAUAGCUUCUGCAAUGGAAGACGUGGAGGAAGGACAACAAGCUACCGUUCUACAGUACAAGUGUAGUGUUCUAAACGAGAAACUCAAUAGAUUACUCGAUAUUAUUAACAGAGAUAUAGUUAACGUGGAGAGCGGGAACGCGCAGUUAAUAGAGUCAUGUGAAGUUAUUGGUAGAGCUAACAGUUUGAGAAGGGCAGUUCAGCGUAUAACUGAUCACAUCGAACAAGUUGUAGAAACACAACAGAACGACGGUGCAUCACUGCACAUUAAAGAUAAUCUGCCUCUUCCUAUGUCAAUACCCGGAUUAAUACUGCCCACCGCUCCCAGGGUCGAAGAAAGAACUGAAAGAAGGACCAGCAGUGUUGGUGAGUUGGAUGAUCUUAACAGAGAAGCACUGCUCAAGUCUUCCCUCUCCCGGUCGCUCGACGAAAUCAUCGACGACAAACUAAUAAAGAAGCAAUCUGGCAGUAAAUCAGCAGACAGCGAAGAAACUACAAGUAAAGAUCAGGAUGAUAAGGGAGAGUCGAGUGACAGCAGCGUCUUCUCUGACGGGGAGUCUAUUUUUAGGACUAGUUUUGUGACCAUCAGUCAAUACAGAGAAGUAAAUGUCAUGAACAACUACUUUGGGAUAGGACUUGAUGCCAGAAUCAGUCUAGAAUUUCAUCUGAAACGAGAGGAGCAUCCGGAAAAGUUUCACAGCAGGGCUAAAAACAUUAUGAGGUACGGUGUGAUAAGCGGGAGGCAGUUCUUUAUGAACAAAUACAAGAACCUGAAUCAGAGAGUACAUAUGGAAUGCGAUGGCAUUCCUGUCCAACUCCCAACCCUACAGGGAAUAGUUGUGUUAAACAUAACAAGUUACAUGGGUGGCACUAACUUUUGGGGGACAGGAAAAGGAGACGACGGGUUUAACACACCUGCUAUCGAUGACAGGAUGCUAGAAGUAGUGGGCGUGGUAGGCGUUCCACAGCUUGGUAUUUCUUACAUGAUUGGUGGUCUACAGCAUCACAGGUUAGCGCAGUGCAGGAGUGUACGUUUCACUGUACUAGGGGACCCUGUACCAGUACAAGUAGACGGUGAGGCUUGGAUGCAGGAGCCUGGAUAUAUCAAGAUUAUACACAAGAACAGGGCUCAGAUGCUGUUCAGGGAUAAGAACUUCAAGCACACACUGUCAGAGUGGAACAGUAAGAUGGAAGCAGUGAGGGUGGAGCGAGGACUGAUGAGCGAGGUGGAGGUGCAGGUUAUGCCUAAAGUCUGCGAAGCUGUCAAGAAUCUCAUUACACUGUUCGUGUCACUGUACAAAGAGGCUGAGGGGGACGAGGAUCUACUGAUAAGAGCGGGCAGAACCCAAUCAGACAUAGACAUCCUCUUUAGUAGACCUAACCCACAGAAAGUGGACCACGCACAGUGUGUAGACUUUCUGAGCAACCUGAAGAGUAUGCUGCAGGAGAUAUCCUGGUACAUGAAAGUGAAACUACCCUCCAUUCUCCCGGUGGAGAACAGCGCGUUAAGAGCACGAGUAGAGGGUGCCAUAGCAACAACAGAGGAGGAACUCAGACUUCUUCCAGAUAGGGUCAUCCGACAAGCUAGCUCUCAGCUUCACGACUCCCAUACAGGUUACAAAGUACGCAGAUUCUUGCGGAGUUUGUCCAGGUUAAAGAUCACAGCAACAGCUCAGUCUCCUUUUGACUUCGAGUCUUCAUCUCCAGACACACCUCCAGGUGACCACACUAAGGACGUGUCGGAGUGGGAUCUAGAUCACGUGAUAAGGUGGUUAAAUCACUUGGACCUCAGUCAGUACUGUGAUGUGUUCAAGUCUCACGAUAUUCACGGUAGAGAGCUCCUCGAACUCUCUCACCAGGAUAUCAAAGAUCUGGGGCUGGUGAAGGUAGGACACAUCAAGCGACUUCUGAACGCUAUCAGUGAGUUGAAACAGGCGUCCCAGGGAGGAAGUGGGAGCACUAGACGCAUGUCCUCUCACAAGUAACACCACUAACUGGAACUAUCUGUGUAGUAACACCUGUGUAGUAACACCUGUGAACUAACACCUGUGAACUAACACCUGUGAACUAACACCUUCUGUAAUCUGUAGGUACAAGAUACCUUGCUCUGUAGCGUGUAACUUCUUUCUGUCGGGCUGUAGAUUGCUGGACAAUCCUGCCCUAAGCAACACUCUCUGUAGUGUUCCGUAAACUGUUUUAACUUAAUUGCAUGGAUACUGUUUUUUGGGUAUUUAAUAACGUUUAAUUUGUGGGUUAUUUAUUUCGAAAUCUAAUAUAAAUAUGCUUUGUUAGUUUAUAAACAUCAACAUUGAAAUAACUUCAGUGUUUCAUCCUAUCACAUUUCUGCUAGAACAACUGUUUAUUUAUAGUAAGAUUAUUGGUUAAUAAAACGGCUAUAUUCGUAAUUGUUAUAAUUCAGAUUCUUUUCUUAACUAUCAGAUACAUAAGCUCAUAAGGUUUCAUUUCCUUCAUGUGCAGCAUAUUAUGAAGGAAAUGAAACCUUACAUAUCGUAUUGUUAAGAAAAGUUAUUGUCAAGAUAUUAGAGCCAUGGUUACAGGUAUUAAAAAUGUUAAAUUAUUACAUACUUUUAUUUAUUAAUGUGGUAAUAUUGAUAAGUUGGUAAUAUUGUAUAAUUUGUAUCGAAUUUACUGCGAAUCAACUGGAUGAUAUCUAACUGUUAAUUGUUUUGUUAAUUGUUACACUGGGCAUGCUGGUGUUCGUGAGGUUUGAUGAGAAUGUUAAAUACAGUAAAACCUCUUU
Bolinopsis microptera is the source of this 4577-nucleotide messenger RNA. RefSeq names its product diacylglycerol kinase eta-like. Gene Ontology annotation, biological process: diacylglycerol metabolic process; intracellular signal transduction; lipid phosphorylation. The transcript has 32 exons. Gene Ontology annotation, molecular function: ATP-dependent diacylglycerol kinase activity; protein binding. The coding region runs from base 244 to 3801 and encodes 1185 amino acids. The record is from RefSeq and is a predicted model, not a curated record. NCBI's taxonomy places the organism in Eukaryota, Metazoa, Ctenophora, Tentaculata, Lobata, Bolinopsidae.